GGAGUCUUCCAUUUACCUAGGAGACCUGGUUGCUCAAAACAUUCAGAAGCUUCUACCCACAGAAGCCCCGACUCCUCACCAAUCCCUCUUGUGCCACAGAGGACAGGUCUCCCCCAGCUGUUCCCCCACAUUCUCAACAGCCCUGUACUGCCCUGUCUGGGCUCCCUCUGGCCCCGCCAGGAGAAGAAGACGAUGGCCUACGAAAUAUCAGCUGACAUCCUUGACAUCGCCACGUCGAUGUUCAAGUACCCAUGGCUGGAGUACCCAGAGAGGACCAAAGAACUCAGAAAAGCCAUGGCUCCUGUUCGCCUGCCCUUGUCCCGCUACCAGAUGCCAAAGGAGGAGUUUCCCCCUAGCCCAGAGUGCUGGAGGCAGCACCCAAGCAAGCCACUUUCAGUGCCUUACUGCUACUUCAAGAAGCCUGAGGUCUACACACACUGGCACACCCUAUAUGAUAAGCGACAAGAACGGGAGGCCGAGAAGAUGCUGCGGAAAAUGAGAGAUCACCCUAGGCAACUCAAAGAGGGCACCCCCAUCCAAAAAUUCCAUCUCCCUAUGAGCAAGCUGACUAUACAAUCUCAGAUGGGAUCCAAGCCCUCAGACCCUGCUGGGGACCCCCUGAAGUGGCAAAGAUUAAAGGAACUCACAAAAAGCCUGGAAUCUCCCAGAGAGCCUGAGCAAUUCUAUGCAGCACAGGCUCUGGGGUGCCUGGGCGUCAGUGAGCAGUUUGUCAUGGACGCACUAUGGCAGGUGGCCCAAACCGGUUCAGAGAAAGUGAAGUCUGAGGCCUGUCGAAGCCUGGCCCUCCUGGGUUGCCUGAAUAAGCACGUGAUCCAGGUUCUCAUCACACAGUUGAAGGGGCAAAAUGAGGAGGAAAGGAUGGAUUCUCUGACACGGCUACGAGUGGCUCUCAACUCCCAGGCUGCUGUCCCCAAAGACAAGGUGACUGGGAGGAGAGUCAGUAACUGGGGCAAGAGAACUCAAGUCGGGGAUGAAGAGAAGUUGGUGCCUGUUCUGCAGAUGCUGAUAAAGAAGUCAUCGAAUGAAGCAGCUGUGGAGGCAGCCUUGUGCUUGGGUUUCCUGAGGCCCUGCAGCAAAAUAGCCCAAGAGUUCUUGCUGCAAUGCCUAAGCCAAGGGUCCAAAACCCAGCGGAUGAAGGCACUUAGGAUGCUGGUCAAGAUGAUGCAUGUACACUCAGCCACAGUCAUCAGGGCCAUCCUAGACCAGCUGUGCUCUUCUAGUGUCCUGGAGCACCGCUUUGAAGCCACCCAGAUGCUCAAGACCAUUGGACUGGAAAAGAUCCAGGCACAAGGGCUGGAGGGAUUCACAUUUGACCUGCUCUGGAGGAAGACUUACAAUGAACCUUUCCUUGCUAUGAGAAAGGCUGUGGCUGAAACUGUGGAAGAGCUGAAGAUGAAGCCUACGAUGAUGAACCUGGUGGAGGCGCAACUAAUGAACUCAAAUGCCACUGCGCGCCAGGAAGCAGUCAUCUCUUUGGGCGUCCUGGGGAUCCACAAACCACAAAUGUUCUACUUGCUGUUGGACAUGCUAGAUGCGGAAAAGAGCCAGGCUGUGAAGAACAGUCUACAAGAAACAUUAACUCUCCUGGCCUCAACUGAUCCUUGGAUCCAAAACAAGCUAAAGAACAAGGUUAUCUUUGUAUAUGAAGCACCUAAGACCAAUGAGGAGGCAGAGCCUACAAGGUUCCGGAAAGACCCUGAGAACCCAGAAGAGUUAAAUAUCCAAGACUUUCAACUAGCACAGCUGAACCCCUUGUUUAUUGCAAAGUCCAGAGCCACAUCAGACCAACAGGAAAAGCUGAGUGCCCAGAGAGAGUCUGCCUUCUAUCUCACUUCUACCUUCCCAACAUGUUUCUCUAAACCAAAACACAAGGCACAGGCCACAGGGCCCUGGGUGCCAGGGAUCAAGAAGCAGCUCCAGAUCCUUGCUAAAACCUCUAAAUAGGUCAGUUCUUUGGGCCUAGCCCCCAUUCUCUUCCUGAGGUUACUUCUCAGGUUCCCCUGGGAAAACAACCUAUACUUAUCUUCCAUGAAUAAAUGAGUGUCA
Molecule: messenger RNA, 2067 nt
Organism: Panthera uncia (snow leopard)
Lineage: Eukaryota; Metazoa; Chordata; Mammalia; Carnivora; Felidae
Gene: HEATR9
Product: HEAT repeat containing 9
Exons: 15
Coding region: 193-1965 (590 amino acids)
Source: RefSeq, a predicted model, not a curated record